CAAUACCCAACUCUUUCUAUCUAGAGAACAUGUCUCACUUGCCUCUCAAUUCCUUGAACGACCUGCUUGAGGUGGAAGGAGCCAACGGUCAAAGCGUCCCUUACCUUGGCUAUGUUGAGGCCACCAUCAGAUUCCCAAAGAGCUUGCUUGGAGUCAACAUCGAGGUACCUACACUGGUCUUGGUUGUACCUGACAUGUGCUCCACGUUGUCAUCAGUGCUUAUAGGCACAAAUACCUUGGAUGUUCUCUAUGAGAAGUAUGCAGAGAUUGCACCUCAAAACUUUGAGUCUCUUCCUUAUGGCUACAAAGUCGUCUUAAAGACCCUUGAAAUCCGGAAAAAACAGUCUGUUGAUUCCAACCUGGGAGAGGUGAGGCUUCAUAGUAGAGACCUUGAGACCAUUUCAGCUGGACAGAUCAAAGUCCUUCAAGGAUCAGUGAGUUGCAGAAUAUCUGAUGUUGGAAAGUGGGUGAUAGUAGAGUCACCAAAGUCAUCGUCCCUGCCUGGUGGCAUCCUGGUGACAGAUAGCCUGGUAAGUCUACCACCAAAGCUAUCACGCUGCAUACCAGUGACGCUCAAAAACGAGUCACAGCAUGACAUCACCCUGUCCCCAAAGGCUGUGAUAGCAGAAAUACACGCUGUCAAGAGUGUUCAACCUGUCAAGACCCCGCGUGUGGUAAUCCGCUGCCGGAGCGGUAGGAAUAUCAGGGACUAGUUCGAACUUAACUGAACAGAACUGAAAACUGAUUGAAUUAUUAUCUUUUGGACUGAAUCAAACUGAGACUUUUCAUUGAACUGAGUACCUGGAUUUACAUUUAGACCUGAACUUGAAUUUAAAGUGCCAUACUUUGAUUUUCAUAUGUUAUGUCUCUGAAUGUGAUUUGAGUAAUUGUGGUCCACUUUGAUUUCAUUGUGUUUGAAGGUAUUUCCCUACCUGUAAAAGAAA
Messenger RNA from Xiphophorus couchianus (Monterrey platyfish), 944 nucleotides. RefSeq lists its product as uncharacterized. Lineage: Eukaryota; Metazoa; Chordata; Actinopteri; Cyprinodontiformes; Poeciliidae. The transcript is spliced from 2 exons. The record is from RefSeq and is a predicted model, not a curated record. Bases 30 to 713 code for a protein of 227 amino acids.